Messenger RNA from Plasmodium malariae, 1014 nucleotides. RefSeq names its product replication factor C subunit 4, putative (gene RFC4). Lineage: Eukaryota; Apicomplexa; Aconoidasida; Haemosporida; Plasmodiidae. Gene Ontology annotation, cellular component: DNA replication factor C complex; nucleus. The coding region runs from base 1 to 1014 and encodes 337 amino acids. Gene Ontology annotation, biological process: DNA-templated DNA replication; DNA repair. Gene Ontology annotation, molecular function: ATP hydrolysis activity; DNA binding; DNA clamp loader activity. The transcript has 2 exons. The record is from RefSeq and is a predicted model, not a curated record.
AUGGAGGAAGAAGACACAUUCAAAAAUAGGUUACUGAAAAGAAAUAUUGAUAUAUGGAUUGAAAAAUAUCGACCAGAAUAUUUAGAUGAUGUGGUGGGAAAUCCUUUUGUUAUAAAUACUUUAAAGAGCAUAGUUGUGUCAGGGAAUAUGCCUAACUUACUUUUAGCUGGUGCUCCAGGUACAGGAAAAACUACAAGUAUUUUAUGCCUAGCUAGCGAGAUGCUGGGUAACCAAGCUAAAAAAGCUGUACUUGAACUAAAUGCGUCGGACGAUAGAGGUAUUAAUGUAAUAAGAGACAGAAUAAAAAGCUUUGCUAAAGAAAUUAUAAGUUUACCUCCAGGAAAGCACAAAAUAAUAAUUUUAGAUGAAGUAGAUUCAAUGACAACUGCAGCUCAGCAGUCUUUGAGAAGAAUCAUGGAAUUGUAUUCAGAUACUACGAGAUUUGCAUUGGCUUGUAAUCAAUCAGAAAAAAUAAUAGAUGCUCUACAAAGUAGGUGUGCCAUAAUUAGAUACUUCAAACUAACUGAUGACCAGGUUUUAAAAAGAAUAUUAAAAAUAUGUAAAUAUGAAAAUAUAAAAUACACAGAUGAUGGGUUGGAAACAUUGACCUUUAUUGCAGAUGGUGAUUUAAGAAAAGCUGUUAACUGCUUACAGUCAACUUAUGCAGGAUUAGAAAUUAUAAAUAAAGAAAAUGUGUUAAAUAUUUGUGAUAUUCCAUCCCCUGAAAGAAUUGAAAAUUUAUUAAAAUAUUGUAUUAAUUGUGAAUGGAAAAAAGCACAUGAUAUUGCUUAUGAUAUGAUUAAAGAAGGACACACACCAUUUGAUGUAGCAUUAACGUCGUCAAAUGUUUUAAGGAGAUAUGAUCUUGGAUCUGAAGCUGUUCAAAUAGAGUUCUUAAAAAUUGGUGCAAUGGCAUGUAAUACUAUGGCCAGUGGAUUAGCUAGUGUAAUACAACUGGAUAAACUGCUUGCAGAUUGGUGUAUAGCUGCAAAAACAUUUAGAACCAAGUGUUAA